Messenger RNA from Oikopleura dioica, 501 nucleotides. The record is from the annotation of a GenBank genome assembly. NCBI's taxonomy places the organism in Eukaryota, Metazoa, Chordata, Appendicularia, Copelata, Oikopleuridae.
AUGCCUACAAUGAGCCAACUGAUAGAGGAAAUUCAUCGGAACAAAAAGGACAUUGAAUCGUUGAAUAAACAGAUUCACGAACAAAAUCAACAACAUGAAGAAGCAAUGCGUUCACAACGAGAAGAAUUUGAAGUCGAGCGGUAUAAUUUUCGUGGUGAACUCGCGCAAGUGAAAAAAGAGCUACAUUCUGAGAUCAAUAUUAAGAUGGAACAAAGUCAAAAGCGACAGAAGAACACUGAAAGCGCUGUUGAUGAUAUUCUCACUGAUAAUCUUAUUACAAGCGAAGAUUUCCAUGAGACCAUCGAAAAUCUAAGAAAAACCAUUGACACCCGACUUUCGUCGUUGGAGGAAAGACUUGCAAGAAUAGAAGCGCAUAAUAUUCAGAGAGCUAGAACCGACAGUGAGCGGUAUAAUGACUUAAUCGCAAGAUUUGACCGCCAAGAUCAAGAGUCCGCAAGACGAGAAGAAAUUCUCUUCCGUCAUUUUGGCGUUAAUAUUUAG